UCGAGUCGGCGGCGUUCACGAGCACUGCUGGAGCGACUGAACCGGCAAAGACCGGGGUAAGAGGAGCCGGCAGGCGGCGAAAAAGCACGCAAUCCGCGGAAUGAAACGUACUGGUGUGCGCUUCUUCUCAAACAUCACCUAUUCACUCUAUUGACGUUUCUGAACAUCGCUCAAGAAAGUGUCUGACACAUAACGGCUAAAGAUCCCUGCACGUCUGCGACGACGACAGUCGGCAGAGUUGGUUCUUUUGGUGACCCCGGAGUGCGUGAGAGUGUAAGCACUGUGUGUAAGCAGCUCUCCCUAUGUGUGUGACAAUGGGGGACAUCAGUGACCUGGACCGACAGAUAGAGCAGCUCAGACGCUGCGAGCUCAUCAAGGAGAAUGAAGUCAAAGCACUGUGUGCCAAAGCCAGAGAGAUUCUGGUGGAAGAAAGCAAUGUCCAGAGAGUAGACUCUCCUGUCACAGUGUGUGGAGAUAUUCAUGGUCAGUUCUAUGACUUGAAAGAGCUUUUUAGAGUUGGUGGUGACGUCCCAGAGACAAAUUAUCUCUUCAUGGGUGACUUCGUGGACAGAGGAUUCUACAGUGUGGAGACUUUCCUCCUUCUCUUAGCUCUUAAGGUGCGUUAUCCAGACAGGAUAACCUUGAUCCGGGGAAACCACGAGUCCCGGCAAAUCACCCAGGUCUACGGCUUCUACGACGAGUGCCUCCGCAAGUACGGCUCAGUCACGGUGUGGCGAUACUGCACUGAGAUCUUCGACUACCUGUCCCUGUCUGCUAUAAUUGACGGCAAGAUCUUCUGUGUGCACGGUGGCUUGUCUCCCUCCAUCCAGACUCUGGACCAGAUCAGGACCAUUGACAGGAAACAGGAGGUUCCUCACGAUGGACCCAUGUGUGACCUCUUGUGGUCGGACCCUGAAGACACCACAGGGUGGGGCGUGAGUCCCAGAGGUGCCGGAUAUCUGUUUGGAAGUGACGUCGUGGCCCAGUUUAACGCCGCCAACGACAUCCACAUGAUCUGCCGAGCGCACCAGCUUGUCAUGGAGGGCUACAAGUGGCACUUUAACGAAACUGUGCUCACCGUGUGGUCGGCACCCAACUACUGCUACAGAUGUGGUAACGUGGCAGCCAUCUUGGAGCUGGACGAGCAUCUACAGCGCGAGUUCAUCAUAUUUGAAGCAGCGCCACAAGAGACCAGGGGCAUUCCCUCUAAGAAGCCAGUAGCCGACUAUUUCCUGUGAAGUCUUUGGGCAGACAGCUGUGAUGCGUUUGAAACCUCCGGUACCAUUUCACCACCGCGCUCCAUCGUCAUCAUCCUGCUGCUGGACCAUUCUGUCAGUCUGAACUCGGCUGCAGUUGGACAGAACCCUCCGGACACUGUCUGUGUCUGACAGCAGUCACUGUGAAAGGUGUAAGAGGGGGAGGGGGUGAUUGUGGGCCCAUGACUGUUGUCACUGCUCUUCACAUGAUUUUCAUUGCCCUCAGUCUCCACCUCUCUCUCCAUCUGCUGUCCAGCUCUCAUUCUCUGUAGAUACAACACUGUCCCUCCAUCACAUCUAUAGUAUUUUUUUCAUCAUGAACAUUGUCAUUUAAUUUUAGAAGUAUUUGGAAGGAGUUAGUUAAUCUUUAUUUUUCUCUUGCAAAAAUGUGCAUAUGUAGGAAUUUUCACACUUUUAUCACAUAAGGAAUUCCUUCGACGCAUAUAUCCUCUUUGUUUUUGAUUUUUUUCAAUAAUUGUUUCCGUCGGGUUUAAAUACAGAAAUGACCAAGCCCCCGCCCACGGUCUUCUGUUUCUGCUCUUAUGUUUGUUUUUUAACUGUGAGUCACUAUUUAACAUACCCAGUGAUGCUGCUGCUGCUGCUGCUGCUGCUGCUGCUGCUGAUCAGCACCAUCACAGAUAAAUACCACCCAUCGUUUUCUCUCUUUAUUCCUUUGAAUCUACAAAUCUCUGUAGGUCUGUCAAUUUUGAUAUUGUGAAAAUAAAGUUUUUGUAUUAAUGCGA
Molecule: messenger RNA, 1999 nt
Organism: Solea solea (common sole)
Lineage: Eukaryota; Metazoa; Chordata; Actinopteri; Pleuronectiformes; Soleidae
Product: serine/threonine-protein phosphatase 4 catalytic subunit B
Exons: 9
Coding region: 303-1238 (311 amino acids)
Biological process (GO): double-strand break repair via homologous recombination; peptidyl-serine dephosphorylation
Cellular component (GO): cytoplasm; nucleus
Molecular function (GO): protein serine/threonine phosphatase activity
Source: RefSeq, a predicted model, not a curated record